AUGAUCUUUACAACGAGAGGUAAAGGUAGAAUUGUUUCGAUUUUUAUCCUUGGUUUGACCACGUUUCUCUUGUACGCCUCAUACCAAGCAAAGUUCGGACAAGAAAUUAGCCAGGCCACUCACAGCAACAGCAUAGUGGGUGCGAUCGUCAGGCGAAAGGUUGUUCUAACUCAAGCUACAGAAACAGAAAAACCCACUAUUAAUUCAUCUCCAAAGGUUUUCAUUUAUCUCACUCAAACAGAACAAUGCCUUCCCUCAAACUUGGCCUCUCCUUCCGAGAUCGGCGACCCCGAGACAUGUAACUGUGAUUUCAUAGUGCUAAGCUUUCGUACUAAAUGUCAAGUGCAAAAGUCGCCCCACAUCACUUAUCUGUUCGAUCCUAAUACUGGAUGGGGAACAGGACGAAAUGUGCUGUAUUUUGCUGCAAUAACGAGAUCCCCAAAAUACCAUUAUUACAUUUUUAUGGAUGAUGAUGUGAUGCUGCGUUUCAAUUCAUUUGCUCCGCCACAAAUGAAGAAGCUUCCGCCGUUUAGAGUCUUCGAACAAUGGCUCUUAGAUUACGAGCCUGUAGUUGGCGUUUUGGAUUAUGGAGUUCACCAUGGGGCAAGAUGGAUUUAUGAUAGACGACGGACCAUAUGUAAAAAAACAGACAGUCCCCUUGUGAUAACAUCAGUAUGGUUCGAUGGUAUUUUCAAUGCAUUUCAUUAUAAAGCUAUUGAGCAUCUUUUCCCUUACCGCACGCAGUAUGAAAAAAAAAGCUGGUGGUCGCUGCAUAGAUAUAUAUUUACUGCUGUGGAACUGAUAUUUCGAGGCCAGGCAUUGAUGUUUGUGCCUAUUACUGCGAUUAAUCCAACCCAUCGCUCAUACCCAAAGAGUUGGUUGAACAUGGGAGUAUACUGGAGAGAUUACGUCGACACUAUUCGAGCAGAAGCUCCUUUAGUUUACAGAAAUCAGUCGUUAUUUGACGUAUUAAGGCAGAAUCUUAGUGAUUACAUUACCAACGCGAGAACAUAUUGCAUGAAAGUAACACGGCAUCAACCCAUAAAACCAUACGCUCAUUUUGAUAGUCGAACAGAGAUGUAG
Molecule: messenger RNA, 1083 nt
Organism: Pocillopora verrucosa
Lineage: Eukaryota; Metazoa; Cnidaria; Anthozoa; Scleractinia; Pocilloporidae
Source: RefSeq, a predicted model, not a curated record